Molecule: messenger RNA, 963 nt
Organism: Prunus armeniaca (apricot)
Lineage: Eukaryota; Viridiplantae; Streptophyta; Magnoliopsida; Rosales; Rosaceae
Source: the annotation of a GenBank genome assembly
AUGGACAGCAUGAACAGCUUUUGGCAAUUGGGUGAUGAGCUUCGAGGACAGUCAAAAGUCGCAGAAGAUCAAAAAUGGUUUAUGGCCGCUUCAAAGUUGGCUGAGCAGACAAGGGUAAAGGGCGAGCGUAUGAAUAACCUUGAUCUUUCAAAGGGCCCAGCCGAGACAAGGGCAAGGGAUAAAUUUGGGUUCCAGGAAGAUAACAAAUUUGAAAGCCUUAACUUUAACAUGCUGAGCUUGGACUCUAAAGUAAAUGAAAAUGUGAGCAAAAGUUCCUUUAGGAAUGGUAUUUAUAACAUGAAUGCAGUUUACCAGAAAAACAAUGCAAGUGUUGUGGGAAACAUCACUGGUAACAAGUACAGCAACAAAGAAAUCAACAACAGCAAUAUCAACAACGAAUCUGCAAAUACAGUUGAAAAAAGGUUCAAGACCUUGCCGGCAACCGAGACACUCCCGAGAAAUGAGGUGCUUGGAGGUUACAUCUUUGUGUGUAACAAUGACACAAUGCAGGAAGAUUUAAAGCGACAAUUAUUUGGUUUACCUCCAAGGUAUAGGGAUUCUGUUCGGGCAAUAACACCAGGCUUGCCUUUGUUUCUCUACAACUAUACAACACACCAACUGCAUGGCAUUUUCGAGGCAGCAAGCUUUGGUGGUUCAAACAUUGAUCCAACUGCUUGGGAAGACAAGAAAUGUAAAGGCGAGUCGAGAUUUCCUGCUCAGGUAAGGAUCCGUGUUAGGAAACUCUGCAAGGCUUUGGAAGAAGAUGCCUUCAGGCCAGUCUUGCACCACUAUGAUGGUCCCAAGUUUCGUCUUGAGCUGUCAAUUCCUGAGACCCUGGAUCUAUUGGACCUUUGCGAACAAGCGGCUUUUCCAUGGAGCGCAAGCUUGGGGGUUAAGUCUGGUGUUUACUUUAUCUUGUGGAGUUAUAUAGUGCUUAGCGUGAGUGAGAAGCCUGCUGAAUAA